ACUGAUUCGAGGCCCCUUCCCGCUACAGGCAAAAGGAAACUGCCGCUUCCGGGUAGUUUGGUUUUUCCAGAAGUGUCGAGACUGAAGGAAAGGGGCGAGAAUGAGGGCAGCUGUUUGGGGUCUGCGCUCCUCCAGUGCUGGGGAGGCUGCGUGGGAGUCGCUGGCUAGUGGCUGAGGAGCCCCCCCCUUCUCUUCGCCCAGCUUUUGCAGACGCGGCCCGGUCAUGGUGGCCCCCCGCGAGCGCUUUGGACUCUUGGUCUUGUUUCUUUGGGUUUGGAGAUCUGCUGAAACAGAAGUGAUUGGCAUAAUAGGAAGCAGUGUUGAAUUGCAAUGCUGUUAUCCAGAAGAAGAAUCAUUAAACUACAAUAGGAAUCGAAUAUCAUGGCAAAUAAAAGACAGGUUUUCAUGCUUUGUAGCUGGCUAUUUUCCUAAUGAAAAUAUGGAAAAGUACCAGUGUGAAGAAUUCAAACGACGGACUCUGUUAAAUGAGCCAAAACAAGGCAGUGCUUCUUUGCAGCUGUUAAACAUCAGGAUAGCAGAUGAAUUUAUCUAUCAUUGCAUAAUACAGAAAAAUAUAAAUGGACAGUUUAAACUCAUUCAUAAUGAAUCCAUAUCGCUCAAAGUGGCAGCCAGUUACAGCAAACCAGUAAUAACAGGUCCUGUGCAGCUCGGAGAAGAAAUUAUGUUUACGUGCAAUUCAAGCCAUGGCUAUCCAGAACAAAGGCUUUAUUGGGUAAAUGAAAUGGACAACAGCACCAUGAACGUAACGGUGCAAUUCACCAAAGAGCUUGAUGGGUCUUUCAGUGUAUUUAGUACAUUGAAGAUGAAAGUGGCUUCUGAUAUAAAGUUAGGAUGUAUAAUUGAGCAUAAGCAACUGCAUCAAAAUAUUACUACUACAAUUGAUUUAAAGAAGUCAACAAACAGCCCUAUAAUUUAUAACGAACAUCAUGAAAGAGCUGCAGCCUUCAGCAUUCCUGUUGCUGUUUUCAUAAUUAUAAUUUUUAUUGCAUGCAUAAGCUGGAAAAUAUAUAAACGUUCUCUUCAAACAACUUAUACUGCUCCCGUGGAAGUGGUAAAUUUCCAGGGGCCAUAGGUUCCUUGGGAAGAAAUCAGAUGACACUGCAGCCCAACCUUGACGAAUUCCCUCAAAUAUUGGACAUAGUGUGCUUUAUGAAACUGAAAACUGAACGUUCCCUGCAAGUAACAAAGUUCUAAUGAAAUUCAGCUGAAAAUCAACUGAAGCCAACCUUCAGCUCGUCUGCAAUGGGUUGGAGAUAAAGGCAACCUCCUGAAUACGGUUUUUGACAUGUAAGGUUUUUGGAUCUCUGCGUUUUGUGACGUUUGUAAUCCUUUACUGUUCUGACUCAACAGAGGGCAAUUUCAAUCUUGGCAGCAUAAGGUUCAAACUUUGAUAGCUUUCUUAUGGUCAUCAAAUGCCGCUCCUAAUUAGAAAGUCUAAAGACCAUAUUGGAGAUUUCAGGGGCUUACAAGCGCUGCAAACAUUUUACAAGUUGGAUUUGUAAAUUAUGAAUGUCUACACUGUUA
Messenger RNA from Crotalus tigris (Tiger rattlesnake), 1545 nucleotides. It is a transcript of the gene ICOSLG, whose product is annotated as inducible T cell costimulator ligand. Bases 224 to 1093 code for a protein of 289 amino acids. The record is from RefSeq and is a predicted model, not a curated record. Lineage: Eukaryota; Metazoa; Chordata; Lepidosauria; Squamata; Viperidae. The transcript has 6 exons.